Nakaseomyces glabratus is the source of this 1524-nucleotide messenger RNA. It is a transcript of the gene DHH1, whose product is annotated as DExD/H-box ATP-dependent RNA helicase DHH1. Gene Ontology annotation, cellular component: cytoplasmic stress granule; P-body. The record is from RefSeq and is a predicted model, not a curated record. Gene Ontology annotation, molecular function: ATP binding; mRNA binding; RNA helicase activity. NCBI's taxonomy places the organism in Eukaryota, Fungi, Ascomycota, Saccharomycetes, Saccharomycetales, Saccharomycetaceae. Gene Ontology annotation, biological process: P-body assembly; cytoplasmic stress granule assembly; negative regulation of translation.
AUGAGUGAAGAUAAUUCUUGGAAGACGCAACUUAACCUUCCUAAGAAGGAUACCAGGCCUCAGACAGACGAUGUUCUUAAUACAAAGGGUAAUUCUUUUGAGGAUUUCUACUUGAAGAGAGAGCUUCUGAUGGGUAUUUUUGAGGCUGGUUUUGAGAAGCCAUCUCCUAUUCAGGAGGAGGCCAUCCCGGUUGCCAUCACCGGUAGAGAUAUCUUGGCCAGAGCCAAGAACGGUACGGGUAAGACCGCCGCAUUUGUCAUUCCUACACUAGAGAAAAUCAAGCCUAAGCUGAAUAAAAUCCAGGCCCUGAUCAUGGUUCCCACUAGAGAACUGGCACUACAGACAUCGCAAGUUAUAAGAACCCUGGGCAGACACUGUGGUGUCUCCUGUAUGGUCACAACGGGUGGGACUAACCUGAGAGAUGACAUCUUAAGAUUAAACGAAACUGUGCACGUACUAGUCGGUACACCAGGUAGAGUACUAGAUCUGGCAUCUAGAAAAGUGGCAGACCUUUCAGAGUGUUCCCUGUUCGUCAUGGAUGAAGCAGACAAAAUGCUUUCACGCGAUUUCAAGACCAUCAUCGAGCAAGUAUUAACAUUCCUACCAAAGGCCCACCAAUCUUUACUAUUCAGUGCAACUUUCCCUCUGACAGUCAAGGAGUUCAUGGUGAAACACCUACACAAGCCUUACGAAAUUAACCUGAUGGAGGAAUUGACACUAAAGGGUAUUACGCAGUACUACGCCUUUGUAGAAGAAAGACAAAAACUUCACUGUCUGAACACCCUAUUCUCUAAGCUUCAAAUUAAUCAAGCUAUCAUCUUCUGUAACUCAACUAACCGUGUGGAGCUUUUGGCUAAGAAGAUUACGGAUCUUGGCUACUCUUGUUACUAUUCCCAUGCUAGAAUGAAGCAACAAGACAGAAACAAAGUCUUCCACGACUUCCGCCAAGGUAAAGUUCGUACCCUUGUUUGUUCCGAUUUGUUGACUCGUGGUAUUGAUAUUCAAGCCGUUAACGUUGUCAUUAACUUUGAUUUCCCAAAAACUGCAGAAACGUACUUGCAUCGUAUCGGUAGAUCCGGUAGAUUUGGUCACUUGGGUCUAGCUAUUAAUUUAAUCAACUGGAAUGACCGUUUCAAUCUGUACAAGAUUGAACAAGAACUGGGUACUGAAAUAGCUGCCAUUCCAGCCACAAUUGACAAAUCCCUGUAUGUUGCAGAAGAUGAUACUGCCGUCCCUGUUCCUGUACCAAUUGAAGACCCACAUAUUGUGCAUCAAAGAAGAAUGCAAGAACAACAGCAGCAGCAACAACAACAGCAAGGACAACAAGGACAACAACAAGGUUACCCUGGCCAACAGGCGUUUAUCCCUCCUCAACAAGGUCAACCACAAUUCAUGCCUGUUCCUCAACAGUACAUGCAGAUGAAUCAGCAACAAGGCAUGCCACCAAACCAACAGCAGCCACCAGCAAUGGGUUAUCCUCCACAACAAUUACCAACUGGCUAUGUUGCACAACAAAGAUAUUAG